Messenger RNA from Gossypium raimondii (Peruvian cotton), 2060 nucleotides. RefSeq names its product calcium-dependent protein kinase 17. NCBI's taxonomy places the organism in Eukaryota, Viridiplantae, Streptophyta, Magnoliopsida, Malvales, Malvaceae. Gene Ontology annotation, molecular function: calcium-dependent protein serine/threonine kinase activity; calcium/calmodulin-dependent protein kinase activity; calcium ion binding. The coding region runs from base 116 to 1699 and encodes 527 amino acids. The record is from RefSeq and is a predicted model, not a curated record. The transcript has 8 exons. Gene Ontology annotation, cellular component: cytoplasm; nucleus. Gene Ontology annotation, biological process: intracellular signal transduction; peptidyl-serine phosphorylation; protein autophosphorylation.
AACCCCAUUUUUUUUCUUCAACCAUAUCGGGAAAUUAACCAAAAAAAAAAAAGAAUAACAAUUCCCCGCCAAAUUUAAGUAUCGCCGCCGUCUCCGUUCACCUCAUUUUUCCGAAAUGGGAAACUGUUGCACUCGCGGAGACGGCAGCGAUAAGCUAGAAAAAGCUGCCGCAGGAUACGGCAAUGGCGACGCGGAUCCCACCGUUACUUCACAUCAAACUUCUUAUAGAACCGCACCGUCGUCUCAAGGAGCUUCCACCGUCGGCAAACAAUCAAAACCUGCACCGAUGGGACCGGUUUUAGGUCGACCAAUGGAGGACGUUAAAGCCACUUACACCAUCGGAAAAGAACUAGGUCGUGGUCAAUUUGGGAUUACCCAUUUAUGUACCCAUAAAACGACAGGCGAGCAGUUCGCUUGUAAGACGAUAGCGAAACGGAAGCUAUCGAGCAAAGAGGAUGUGGAGGAUGUAAGGCGGGAGGUUCAAAUAAUGCAUCAUUUGACGGGACAACCUAAUAUCGUGGAAUUGAAAGGGGCGUAUGAGGAUAAACACGCCGUUCAUUUGGUGAUGGAAUUGUGCGGCGGCGGGGAAUUGUUCGAUCGGAUUAUUGCUAAAGGGCAUUAUACCGAACGGGCGGCGGCGUCUUUGCUCCGGACGAUUAUGCAGAUCGUUCAUACGUUUCAUUCAAUGGGGGUUAUACAUAGGGAUCUUAAGCCUGAAAAUUUCUUGUUGUUGGGCAAAGAAGAGAAUUCUCCCCUUAAAGUUACUGAUUUUGGCCUAUCAGUGUUUUUUAAGCCAGAUGAAAUAUUUAAAGACAUAGUUGGGAGUGCAUAUUAUAUAGCACCUGAAGUUUUAAAGAGGAAAUAUGGACCUGAAGCCGAUAUUUGGAGUGUUGGUGUCAUGUUGUACAUCCUUCUUUCAGGCGUUCCUCCUUUCUGGGCCGAAUCGGAAAAUGGGAUAUUCAAUGCAAUAAUAAAAAGCCACGUGGAUUUCUCGGGCAAACCUUGGCCGUCGAUUUCACAUCAAGCAAAAGAUCUUGUGAAGAGGAUGCUAAAUCCAGAUCCCAAAAGGAGGUUAACAGCUGCCCAGGUUCUAAGUCAUCCAUGGAUUAAAGAAGAUGGUGAAGCACCUGAUACACCACUUGAUAAUGCAGUGCUAAGCAGGCUCAAACAGUUCAAAGCAAUGAACCAAUUCAAGAAAGUUGCUUUGAAGGUGAUUGCAGGGUGUUUAUCAGAGGAAGAAAUAAGGGGAUUGAAAGAAAUGUUUAAGGCAAUGGACACAGAUAACAGUGGAACCAUAACACUUGAAGAACUCAGGCAAGGUCUAGCUAAACAAGGCACUAAAUUAUCUGAAUAUGAAGUUAAACAACUCAUGGAAGCUGCUGAUGCAGAUGGUAAUGGCACAAUAGACUAUGAUGAGUUCAUAACAGCCACAAUGCAUAUGAACAGAAUGGAUAGAGAAGAACAUCUCUACCAUGCUUUCCAGCACUUUGAUAAAGACAACAGCGGGUAUAUUACGACAGAAGAACUAGAGCAAGCUCUACGUGAAUAUGGCAUAAAUGAUAGCACAGACAUCAAGCAAAUCCUUUCUGAAGUUGACGCUGACAAUGAUGGAAGGAUAAACUAUGACGAAUUUGUGGCAAUGAUGAAAAAGGGAAAUCCCGAACCGAACCCGAAGAAGCGACGCGAUGUAGUCGUUUGAGCUUUUUUACCGUGGGGUACAAAUGGAGGAGAAACAAAAGAAGGAAAACUCGAUGUGAAUUUUUUUUUUUUUGUUGAAUCACAGGCUCGUGCGAGAAUGGAAAAGCUUACGUAAAAAAGAAACAAGAUAGCAUGCAUGCAUGCAUGCAUGCAUGUAAAUCAUUAAAAAAAAAAUCUCGUAAAGGGCACUUAAUUUUUUUAUACAUCGAUUUUAUAUAUAUUCGAUGUAUUGGCAGUUGGCAACCACCGUAUAUAAAUUUUAUUAAUCAGUAGUGGAUCAAAUUAUACCAUCUUAUUAAAAAUAAUGUUAUUUUUAGAAAGUGAAAUAAUUAGGUGAUAUAAUUUGAUUUCUUGAGUUUAUA